Diaporthe batatas is the source of this 1041-nucleotide messenger RNA. RefSeq lists its product as uncharacterized. Lineage: Eukaryota; Fungi; Ascomycota; Sordariomycetes; Diaporthales; Diaporthaceae. The transcript has a single exon. The record is from RefSeq and is a predicted model, not a curated record. Gene Ontology annotation, cellular component: cytoplasm. Gene Ontology annotation, molecular function: electron-transferring-flavoprotein dehydrogenase activity; flavin adenine dinucleotide binding. Bases 1 to 1041 code for a protein of 346 amino acids.
AUGUACUGGGCCUUCGCCUCAGUACGCGGCAUUCUCCCAGGUGGCCUCGAAGAAGAACAGCUCAUGCUACCGAUUGCGCCAGCCUUCAAGAAAUACGCGGCCGAAAAGUUCGAAUUCGUUCUGGGCAAGGCGCAGGAUCUGGAGCCAUCCUCCAACUCGGUGACGGUACAAACGAAUGAUGGAGCAGUCAGAAAACUCCAGUACCACACUCUGGUCAUUGCCACCGGCUCCAGCGCCAAGCAAGAUAUGCCGUUUAAGACGGUGAACACCACCGAAGAGACAAAGGACGUGCUGCACGACUGGCAGCAGCGCAUCAAGUCGGCAAAGUCGGUCGUCGUCGCCGGAGCCGGGAUCACGGGCGUCGAGCUCGCAGGGGAGCUGGCCGAGGCGUACGCGAAGACGGGCCAGAAGAAAGUGACGCUCAUCGCGUCGUCAGACCUGCCUCUGGACGAAGGCCUGCGCAAGGACGUCCGGCAGACCGCGAAGAAGACACUCGAGAAGCUUGGCGCCCAGGUCAAGCUCAAUGCGAAGGUGACCAAGGUGGAGGGGCCCGAGUCCGGUCCCAAGACGAUUAGCCUGUCGGUGGGCCGGGGCGGUGAAGAGACGAUCGAGGCGGACGUGUUCAUCCCGACGUACGGGCUCCAGCCCAAUUCGGAGUUUGUGCCCUCAGAUCUGCUCGACCACCGCCGCCACGUGAAGCAGACCAAACACCUCCGCGCCGAGGGCAGCAACAACAUCUUCGUGGUCGGGGACGUUGGCAGUCUCGAAACCCCGCAGGGUAUACAUACCGAAAACCAGAUGAUUCACGCUGUGAAGAAUAUCCAGGCGUACCUAAAAGGCGAGGCCUUGACGGAGUACGUCUUCAGCACUGACCCCUUGUUCAUGGCUUCCAUUGGUAAGGGUGGCGGUGUCGGCCAGGCAAAGGGCUUCAAACUGUUCAGCUUCAUGGUCAAGAAAUUCAAGUCCCAGACUUUGGGUACACAAAACUUCCCAGGCUUUGUCGCAGGACAGAAGACCAUGACGAAAGGGAAGUGGGCAUGA